UGGUCUCAAACACUUCUCUCUCUCUCUCUCUAUAUAUAUAUAUAUAUACACAUACAUCUCCUGUUGCUUUUGCCCUCACUCUCUGCCAUUUUUUUUUUCUAUCUACUUGUUCGGACCAAAAAAAAAAAAACUAACCUAAAGCUAAGCUUCUCGAACUCACAAACCCAUUGUCUAUUUUUAGCGACCUUCCUCCUCCCAUUACCUUUCGCUCUCUCUCUCAGAGCUCGAUCUCCAUCAAUGGCAUCCGUCCUGUUUUCCUUCUGAGUCAACUCAUCUCGAGUCUUAAUAACUCGGGACUUCUUCCUUUUACCCGCUUCCUUUUUGCUCAUUAAUCUCCGAGUUCUUUUCCGUAAAAUGGCGGAGACGACGACAGGGCUGGCGGAAGCCAAGGCGGUUCCGCCGGAGGCGGAGAAGAAGAAGGAACAGAGCUUACCUUUCUUCCAGCUUUUCUCAUUCGCUGACAAAUAUGAUCAUCUAUUGAUGAUCACUGGUUCUUUAGGAGCCGUUGUUCAUGGCUCCUCCAUGCCCGUCUUCUUCUUGCUCUUCGGUGAAAUGGUCAACGGAUUCGGCAAAAACCAGAUGGAUUUGCAGAAAAUGACCAGCGAAGUCUCCAAAUAUGCUCUGUAUUUUGUCUACCUGGGUCUCGUGGUAUGCUUCUCUUCAUACGCAGAGAUCGCAUGCUGGAUGUACACUGGAGAAAGACAAGUAGGUGCCCUGAGGAAGAGGUAUCUUCAAGCUGUUCUGAAACAAGAUGUCGGAUUCUUCGACACUGAUGCAAGAACCGGAGACAUUGUCUUCAGUGUUUCCACAGACACUCUCCUUGUCCAAGACGCCAUUAGCGAGAAGGUUGGCAAUUUCAUACACUACCUGUCAACAUUUUUGGCGGGACUCGUGGUUGGUUUUGUGUCCGCAUGGAGAUUGGCUCUGUUGAGCGUUGCGGUGAUACCCGGAAUCGCUUUCGCCGGCGGUUUGUACGCUUAUACACUCACCGGAAUCACGUCCAAGAGCCGAGAGUCGUAUGCCAACGCCGGUGUGAUCGCCGAACAGGCAAUUGCUCAAGUUCGAACUGUCUACUCAUAUGUCGGGGAGAGCAAGGCCCUGAGUUCGUACUCCAAUGCGAUUCAAUACACGCUUAAGCUCGGAUAUAAGGCUGGGAUGGCGAAAGGCUUGGGUUUGGGAUGUACAUAUGGAAUUGCAUGCAUGUCAUGGGCUCUGGUAUUCUGGUAUGCCGGCGUUUUCAUCAGGAAUGGACAGACUGAUGGAGGGAAGGCAUUCACUGCCAUAUUCUCUGCCAUUGUCGGUGGAAUGAGCUUGGGACAAUCGUUUUCGAAUCUUGGGGCUUUUAGCAAAGGCAAGGUGGCUGGUUACAAGUUGAUGGAGAUAAUCAACCAAAGACCCUCGAUAAUCCAAGACCCGUUUGGUGGAAAAUGCUUGGAUGAAGUUCAUGGAAAUAUCGAAUUCAAAGAUGUAACCUUUAGCUAUCCUUCACGGCCUGAUGUUAUCAUCUUCAGGAAUUUCUCUAUUUUCUUCCCUGCUGGGAAGACUGUGGCUGUGGUCGGUGGCAGUGGCUCUGGCAAGAGUACUGUUGUAUCCCUCAUCGAAAGAUUUUAUGAUCCAAACAAUGGGCAAAUAUUUUUGGAUGGCGUAGAUAUAAAGAUCCUUCAAUUGAAAUUUUUGCGUGAUCAGAUCGGGCUUGUGAAUCAAGAACCUGCACUCUUUGCUACCACUAUAUUCGAGAAUAUACUCUAUGGAAAGCCUGAUGCAACAAUGGUUGAGGUUGAAGCUGCUGCUUCUGCUGCAAAUGCCCAUAGCUUCAUUACCUUGCUUCCCAAUGGCUACAACACUCAGGUUGGAGAACGAGGGGUUCAACUCUCCGGUGGUCAGAAGCAGAGAAUAGCAAUCGCUAGGGCAAUGCUGAAAGACCCGAAGAUUCUUCUUCUAGAUGAAGCUACAAGUGCUCUUGACGCUGGCUCUGAAAGCAUUGUUCAGGAAGCACUAGAUAGACUCAUGGUAGGGAGAACAACAGUUGUGGUUGCUCAUCGACUUUGCACCAUAAGGAAUGUUGAUUCUAUUUCGGUUAUACAACAAGGGCAAGUCGUUGAAACUGGAUCUCAUGAAAAACUCAUUGCCAAAGCCGGAGCAUAUGCCUCUCUCAUCAGAUUUCAAGAAAUGGUGGGAACCCGUGAUUUCUCGAACCCGUCAACACGCCUCUCCCGCUCGACCCGGUUGAGCCAUUCGCUCUCGACGAAAUCUCUCAGCCUUAGAUCAGGAAGUCUGAGAAACCUGAGCUAUUCCUACAGCACUGGAGCUGAUGGCCGGAUUGAGAUGAUUUCUAAUGCUGAGACUGAAAGAAAAGCUCGUGCACCUGAUGGCUACUUCUUCCGGCUUCUCAAGCUAAAUGGCCCGGAAUGGCCUUACUCUAUCGUUGGAGCUAUCGGCUCUGUCCUUUCUGGCUUCAUUGGCCCAACAUUUGCUAUUGUGAUGAGCAACAUGAUCGAGGUUUUCUACUACAGAAACUAUGCUUCGAUGGAGAGAAAGACAAAGGAGUACGUUUUCGUUUACAUCGGUACUGGUCUCUAUGCGGUGGUUGCAUAUUUGAUCCAACACUACUUCUUCAGCAUAAUGGGAGAAAACCUCACCACAAGGGUUAGAAGAAUGAUGCUAUCAGCUAUACUGAGGAACGAGGUGGGAUGGUUCGACGAGGAGGAGCACAACUCGAGCCUUGUUGCUGCAAGAUUGGCAACAGAUGCGGCCGACGUGAAAUCUGCAAUGGCGGAGAGAAUAUCGGUGAUUCUGCAGAACGUUACCUCACUUCUCACAUCCUUCAUUGUUGCAUUCAUUGUGGAAUGGAGGGUGUCUCUUCUCAUACUCGCUGCGUUCCCUUUUCUUGUUCUUGCCAACUUUGCUCAGCAACUGUCUCUGAAAGGCUUUGCUGGAGACACGGCCAAGGUUCAUGCAAAGACAUCAAUGAUAGCCGGUGAGGGAGUCAGCAACAUUAGGACGGUAGCUGCCUUCAAUGCUCAGGACAGAAUCCUUUCUCUGUUCUGUCACGAGCUUCGUGCCCCUCAGAGAAGAAGCCUGAGUCGCAGCCAAACCUCGGGUUUCCUCUUUGGCCUCUCCCAGCUUGCUCUCUAUGGAUCCGAGGCUCUUAUCCUCUGGUAUGGUGCCCACCUCGUGAGCAAAGGCGUCUCGACCUUCUCCAGAGUGAUCAAGGUGUUUGUUGUUUUGGUCGUCACUGCAAAUUCAGUAGCUGAAACUGUCAGUCUUGCUCCUGAAAUCAUCCGGGGUGGUGAAGCAGUAGGUUCGGUUUUCUCCAUCUUGGACAGGCAAACCAGGAUUGAACCGGAUGAUCCUUAUGCUGACCCGGUUGAGACAAUCCGUGGGGAAAUCGAGUUCAGACAUGUCGACUUUGCUUACCCGUCAAGGCCUGACGUGAUGGUGUUCAAAGACUUUAACCUCAGAAUCCGAGCCGGGCAAAGUCAGGCUCUCGUCGGGGCAAGCGGGUCGGGAAAAAGUUCCGUGAUUUCACUGAUCGAGCGUUUCUAUGACCCUGUAGCCGGGAAAGUAAUGAUCGAUGGGAAAGAUAUCCGGAGGAUAAACCUCAGGUCCCUGAGGCUAAAGAUUGGUCUUGUCCAACAAGAACCCGCCCUUUUUGCGGCAACCAUCUUCCACAACAUCGCGUAUGGGAAAGACUCUGCAACAGAAGCCGAGGUCAUUGAAGCAGCACGAGCAGCCAACGCUCAUGGCUUCAUCAGCGGAUUACCUGAUGGUUACAAGACUCCGGUGGGCGAAAGAGGAGUACAGUUGUCCGGUGGGCAGAAACAGAGGAUCGCUAUCGCAAGAGCCGUGCUGAAGAACCCUACGGUUCUGCUACUAGACGAGGCAACAAGUGCACUGGACGCAGAGUCAGAAUGCGUGUUACAAGAGGCUAUAGAGAGGCUCAUGAGGGGUCGGACCACAGUGGUGGUGGCUCACCGGCUCUCGACCAUUAGAGGGGUCCAUAGGAUCGGUGUGAUCCAAGACGGCCGGAUCGUGGAGCAAGGCAGCCACUCGGAGCUCAUCACCCGACCCGAGGGAGAGUAUUCGAGGCUUUUGCAGCUUCAAAACCAUAGGAUUUGAAGAAUGUCUGGUUUUAACACGUGUAAUUUUCUCUCCGGAUUUCUCUGUGGGAUUCUAUCUACGAUCGAUGAUAUGAUCGUAUAAAAUGGGUGUAGAUAUAUUGAAAGCUUUAAGAGUAAUGGGGAUUCUCAUGCUUUUUUGGCAGAAGAAGCUUGUGUGGUAUGAGAGGAAUGGUUGUCAUUUUAUAAAUUUAUAUUUUAAUCA
Molecule: messenger RNA, 4323 nt
Organism: Tarenaya hassleriana
Lineage: Eukaryota; Viridiplantae; Streptophyta; Magnoliopsida; Brassicales; Cleomaceae
Product: ABC transporter B family member 19-like
Exons: 10
Coding region: 355-4119 (1254 amino acids)
Biological process (GO): transmembrane transport
Cellular component (GO): membrane
Molecular function (GO): ABC-type transporter activity; ATP binding; ATP hydrolysis activity
Source: RefSeq, a predicted model, not a curated record